Molecule: messenger RNA, 358 nt
Organism: Dovyalis caffra
Lineage: Eukaryota; Viridiplantae; Streptophyta; Magnoliopsida; Malpighiales; Salicaceae
Source: the annotation of a GenBank genome assembly
AUGGAGGAACCUAUAGAGGAAGCUAUUGACACCAAUCUUCCAAAUAUAAAGUACCUGGAUCUCUGUGGGGCAUUGAUCGAUUUGAAGAGUCUAUUGAUAAUAUUGGAAGGAUGCAAAAACCUUGAAUAUUUGGAUGUAAGCGGCUGCAUAGGUUUUAGACCUAAUGAAAUGGUACUGGAGCUAGCUUCGCAUAUCAAGACAUUCAAGUGCGAAGGUUCAAUGCUUGAUGAGGAAUUUGACGCUGCAAUAAUGGAGGACUAUAUUGAUGCACUAUGUGGAAAUUCAGAUGAGGAUUUGCGUGCCCACGCCCAUCGACAAAAUCGUGGCCCCGGAAGACCGAACGAAUUCUCGCAUAGAA